ACGACGGACCAACUAGCGGGAGUGCGGUUGAGACAGACAAAAAUGUGGAAUAGGCCGGGCAAACACUUUUCUGCCUCCAGAGACCCACGGGUGUCUUCUCGCAGAUGGAAAAUCUGAGAAGAGAUAAAUCAAGAGAUGAGGAGGAAGGGAAAAUGAGCGAUGGUCCAGACUCCAGAGGGGCAUUAAACGCAGCAACGACCCGAACUGACCGGCAUUCAUGUCCCGCGUCCUGCUCUCCUGCCUCUCGUCCCCGUGAAGUAGACUGCAAAGAAGGACGACGUCGUCACACUCGCACGUACGCAACGCAAAGAAAGGCAACCAACACCGCACUGCGCGCACAACAGCGCUGCUACCGUCUGGCCACCAUCGCAACGCGAGGCAGAAGGCACCACCGGCCGGUGCGCGCCUCACAGGACCCAAGAAAACCCUACGCUGGAGUACCAGCUAUCGUUCGAGUUUCGACCACCGCAAAUCCCAACGGAAAGUGGCAAUUAUUCAUAGAGGAGUGACAGCAGUAAGUCCCAGAGCGAGAGCUCGAUCCGUAGCCAUGGUGUCGUCUCCGUCCCCUUCUCCUACCUUCCCGACCGUGGCCUCCGAGACGAAGCAGCGUGCGGGUGUCGCGACGACGGCCUCGGAUAAGCUGGACCAGAAGUACGCGCACUCCGCGACGCCGCUGCACAGCCACGGCGGCGGCGGCGCCAGGAAGACGCCGCGGCGAGGGAAGAGCGAAGGCGGCGGCGCGGACUCGGCGGCGGCGUACGUGGCGGCAGUGUCCUGCUCCGACUGCCGCUUCAAGCAGCGGGUCCUGGCGCCCGCGUCGCCGGGAGCCGUCAUCCGCUCGCUGUUCGGCUCCCUCACCAGGCGCUCCACACCACGCUCCUCACCGUCUCCAUCUCCGACGUCUACGGCCUCGGAAGGCGACGGUGGCGAGCAGUGGCGCCUGGCCGCGGCCGACCUCUCCCGGCGCCUGGCCGCGGCCACGCGCACCCGGGACGACGCGGUGGAGGAGACCGCGCGGCUGAAGCACUCCCUCGCGGAGCUGGAGCUCAAGCUCGCGCGCCUCGAGGCCCGCGUGCUCCCCACGCCGUCCGCAGCCGCCGCCUUCCCCGUGGAGUCCUUCCUCCGCGCCGUCUCCACGGCGCGCGCCACCGUGCGGAACCUCACGCGCGCGCUCUCCACCCACCUCCGCAGCCCCGCUGCCGCGAGCCCCGGCGCUCCGAACCUCGAGAGCUUCCUGAACCGCGCCUUCCACGCGGACUUCGAGCUGGACACGGACGGCGACGCCGGCCUCCACACGGCGGACCCGGCGGGCCGGUGCGCGGCCAACCUCGCGGCGUACCACGCCGUGGCGGCGCUGACGUGGGAGGAGGUGCUCCUCCACGGCACGAAGCACUACAGCGAGGGGCUCAGCCGGUUCUGCGACGCCAAGAUGAGCGAGGUGGUGUCGUCCCAGGGCUGGGCGCGCGCGCGCCCGUGGCCCGAGCCGCUGCUGCAGGCCUUCUUCCUGGCCGCCAAGGCCGUGUGGGGGGUGCGCCUCCUGGCCCACUCCGUCCACCCGCCGCUCCCCGUCGUGCGCGUCGACCGGGGCGCGCGCUUCGACUCGCGCUUCAUGGAGGACGCCGCGGCCGCGCGCGCCGGGCGGCUGGAGCCUGCCAGCGUCAAGAUGAUGGUGGCGCCGGGGUUCCACGUGUACGUCGCCGGCGCCGGCGUGGUCAAGUGCAAGGUCGUGUGCUUCUACAACAACAACGGCGGCAGCCGCACCGGUGGCCACAGAGAUGGCGGGAGCAGCGUCAACGGCGGUGUGGGGCUGGGGAGUAGCUGUAGCGAUGUGAAUGGGGGUGUUACGGUCUUACGGAUGCGGUGAAGGGCAACAGCAGUCGAGUAUAGUUGAAAGACACGGCGAAUUUUUACUUGUUUGGUGAUAGCAGUGGACCUGCAUUUGAUUGAUUUGUGAAUAUUUGGUGGCUUGAUCUCGAUCGGUUUCUGUUCAUUUUGCUCUUGUAAGUC
Messenger RNA from Brachypodium distachyon (stiff brome), 2007 nucleotides. Its product is annotated as IRK-interacting protein. The transcript has 2 exons. NCBI's taxonomy places the organism in Eukaryota, Viridiplantae, Streptophyta, Magnoliopsida, Poales, Poaceae. The record is from RefSeq and is a predicted model, not a curated record. The coding region runs from base 548 to 1864 and encodes 438 amino acids.